Messenger RNA from Cygnus olor (mute swan), 686 nucleotides. Its product is annotated as leucine-rich repeat extensin-like protein 3. The coding region runs from base 1 to 519 and encodes 172 amino acids. The transcript is spliced from 2 exons. The record is from RefSeq and is a predicted model, not a curated record. NCBI's taxonomy places the organism in Eukaryota, Metazoa, Chordata, Aves, Anseriformes, Anatidae.
AUGCCACAACAGCCUUGCUGGGGGGCAGCGGAGGGAUUUGAGGAUUUCUGUGCCUUCACUUGUGGCAUAAACUUGAAGGUCUCCUCCAACACUAAUGAUCCUAUCAUUCCUCCACCACGUAGUCCUCCACCACCUCCUCCUCCUCCUCCACUGCCUCCUCCUCCUCGUUCACAACGUCCUCCACCACUGCCUAAUCUUACCUGCACACUACCUCUUCCUCCGCGUCCACCACCUCUUUCUCCUCAUCCACCGCCUCCUCCACCUCCUCCACCGCCUCCUCUUCCUUGUCCACCACCUACUCCUCCGCCAGAGCCUCCUCCACUGCCAGAGACUCCUCCACCGCCACAGCCUCCUCCACCACCAGAGACUCCUCCACCGCCACCUCCGCCAAUGCCUCCUGCACCUCCUCCUCCUCCACCACCUCCUCCUCUUCCUCCACCGCCUCGUCCUCCUAUUCUGACACUGCCAGUUGCAGUACCAUCUGCCGUCUCCCGUUUCCAACACUCUGCCUCCCACUGACACCCUUUGGCCCUUAUAUAGGGAGGAGAAGACACACCCACUAUUCAUGACAAGCCACUUGCAAAACACCUAACAAUCGCUAGGCAGCCAAUCAGGGGACAGGCAACGCAUCACACAGGCUCACAAACAUGUUGGGACCCACCAGCUGCUGCCUUACAGGGCCAUGG